AUGCGAGCAGUAUCGCUGCUAUCGGAGCUUCGAGAGAGACUGGUUUUCCAUGAUAACAACAACCCCGGGACUAUGCAAAUUGACCAUGGAAACGAAGGAUUCGAUUUACUCGUUAACCUUACCAAUGACAUACCGGAUUUCUGGAACUACUCGGGGCUAGAUCUAUCCGCUCCCAUACCGUCCCCGGAGGAGGCCGGCGGAUUGCCGCAGCUGCUAGAUCUACUGGACACCCCGUAUUCAGACCCUUCCUCUCAGCUCCAGUCAGAAUUCGGAAUAUAUACCUCUCCCAUUGACAAACACUGGGUAGAGAAGGAGAUAUCUACACAGGAUAUGGUAACAUUACAUUAUAAUUUCUUCGAGUACUACUACCCUGUCCUACCGAUCCUAAGCCAAUCCCGCUUCAGAACAGAGCGGAACAACAACCCGGCAUCCCUACCGAUACAGGCUUUAUCCUAUGGCGUUGCUCUCAUUGGAACUACCGUGUCCAGUAGAUUCAAUCAUUUACAGCAGGUCUGCUAUACCGCUGCGCGCAACCUCAGAGCCCCCGCCUCGUCUACUAGACAGCCUAUACGGCUAGAGGAAAUGAGGCGGUCGUUUUGGGCACUCUAUGUGUUUGAGGGCUAUGCGAGUGUCCGGAUGAAUAAGGCCUGUCUCUUGGACGAAGAUAACUUACAAAUCCGCCUGCCCUCCCCAGGACAGUUAACGGACGAUUUCGUCCCUUCGCCAACAAUACCCUUCUUAGGUAACCCGGAACGGCUACGUGCGAUGAUACACCUCGUUUCGCCCUUCUCUGCUAUCGUUAUCAUGGUAAAAUUAGCCCGCUGGAGUUACAAACAUGUCUAUAUACUAUCUAUCAGACCUACCGACGAAGGAUUUUGGGACCGACACUAUCGUUUAGUGAAAAUGAUCAGUGACUAUACCGCAAUAUUCCAAGACCACCUGAGUGCUGCGGCAGUACGUGAAGAUCCUCUGGCGUUUUCAUUACAUACAAACCUUUGCGCUACACACAUAUACUUGCAUGAGGCUGCUAUCCAAAAGGUUGAAGACCAGGAGCUGCCUAAACUUGUAGCGGCAGAGAGCAAAAAAUGUUCAACUGCCGCAGCGCUCAAGAUUCUGAGCGCUAUACGCAUGAACUGGCCCGCGCAGAGAUCGGAGCGAGACUUCUUUACCCUUCAAGCAACUUUUCUUGGCCAUCCUCUAGCUACAGGCAUGAAAGCACUCACUCGCUGCCUACAAGAAUCGGGCGAUGCCACUUCUAUCAACAUUGUGGAUGCUCUACGGUUGCUACGUGCCGCUCUUGACCAGGUUGAAGAGCCUGAAGGGUAUUGGCACAUAACCAGUACGGUGGCAUCCACAACUUUGGAGAAAUGGGAUAAUAAGCAGGGGGGUUUCAACACUGGAAGUUGA
Molecule: messenger RNA, 1407 nt
Organism: Microsporum canis CBS 113480
Lineage: Eukaryota; Fungi; Ascomycota; Eurotiomycetes; Onygenales; Arthrodermataceae
Exons: 6
Coding region: 1-1407 (468 amino acids)
Cellular component (GO): nucleus
Source: RefSeq, a predicted model, not a curated record